Cynocephalus volans (Philippine flying lemur) is the source of this 3361-nucleotide messenger RNA. RefSeq names its product G protein subunit alpha z (gene GNAZ). Gene Ontology annotation, cellular component: heterotrimeric G-protein complex. The coding region runs from base 703 to 1770 and encodes 355 amino acids. Gene Ontology annotation, molecular function: GTPase activity; GTP binding; G protein-coupled receptor binding. NCBI's taxonomy places the organism in Eukaryota, Metazoa, Chordata, Mammalia, Dermoptera, Cynocephalidae. The record is from RefSeq and is a predicted model, not a curated record. Gene Ontology annotation, biological process: adenylate cyclase-modulating G protein-coupled receptor signaling pathway. The transcript has 3 exons.
UACCACACGGCCUCCCCACUUUUAAGGAAAUCUUAGUCUCACAGGAGAGACCGGAGAAAGGGAGGGUGCAGUGCAGAGACGCAUGGGCUGCUGGAGAGAGGAGAGAGUGCCCCAGCGGCGCUGGCGGGGGAGGCAGCCUUUCGUGAGGUGACCUACAGAGAGCAGGCAGAAGUCCACUACAAAAGCCAGGUGAGGGGCCGGAUGCACGGCCAGGAGCAGGAGCAGCCUGAGGCAGGGGGGCCACAGGGAGCGCAGGCAGCACCAGUGGCCGGCCCUCCAGCCAAGCUUAGCAGCAUCGCCACAGCAACCAGCGACCAGAGGGCAGCAGCCUAGGCAGACGCAAGCAGACGGCUUCCCACCGUGGUCGGCCAAGGACAGGGAAUGACUACAGCAAAUCAGGCCGCACUGCUGACAAGGGAGGUGGAGUGUCACUAGAGGAGAGGGUGCGGCCACCACCCUGCUCCACAGAGCGCCAUGCCGGCUGGAGAAGAGAUGCUGGGGCAGGGGCUGCAGGGUGGCAUGGCCUCGCCCCCCUGCAGGCACUGAGUGCUUUGAGGGCAGCUGGGUUCUUGUCUGCAGGGCGCACUGGCCUGUGUUUCAGUGUCCCCCGCUACGGCCGUCUAGCUCAGUGGCCAGGCAAAGCGGGUGAGAGGGAGAGGCGCCCCGUCCCGUGUUCCCGUCUGGGCCUGCCGCUGCCGGACCAUGGGAUGUCGGCAAAGCUCAGAGGAAAAAGAGGCGGCGCGGCGGUCCCGGAGAAUCGACCGCCACCUGCGCUCCGAGAGCCAGCGGCAACGCCGUGAGAUCAAGCUGCUCCUGCUGGGCACCAGCAACUCGGGCAAGAGCACCAUCGUCAAGCAGAUGAAGAUCAUCCACAGUGGCGGCUUCAACCUGGAGGCCUGCAAGGAGUACAAGCCCCUCAUCAUCUACAACGCCAUCGACUCGCUGACCCGCAUCAUCCGGGCCCUGGCCGCCCUCAAGAUUGACUUCCACAACCCCGACCGCGCCUACGACGCAGUGCAGCUCUUCGCGCUGACUGGCCCCGCUGAGAGUAAGGGCGAGAUCACUCCGGAGCUGCUGGGUGUCAUGCGGCGGCUGUGGGCUGACCCCGGGGCACAGGCCUGCUUUGGCCGCUCCAGUGAGUACCACCUGGAGGACAACGCGGCUUACUACCUGAAUGACCUGGAACGCAUUGCUGCACCUGACUACAUCCCCACUGUCGAGGACAUCCUGCGCUCCCGGGACAUGACCACGGGCAUCGUGGAGAACAAGUUCACCUUCAAGGAGCUCACCUUCAAGAUGGUGGACGUGGGUGGGCAGAGGUCAGAACGCAAAAAGUGGAUCCAUUGCUUUGAGGGUGUUACAGCCAUCAUCUUCUGCGUGGAGCUCAGUGGCUACGACCUGAAGCUCUAUGAGGAUAACCAGACGAGUCGAAUGGCAGAGAGCCUGCGCCUUUUUGAUUCCAUCUGCAACAACAACUGGUUCAUCAACACCUCGCUCAUCCUCUUCCUGAACAAGAAGGACCUGCUAGCGGAGAAGAUCCGGCGCAUCCCGCUCACCCUCUGCUUCCCCGAGUACAAGGGCCAGAACACGUACGAGGAGGCCGCCGUCUACAUCCAGAGGCAGUUUGAGGACCUGAACCGCAACAAGGAGACCAAGGAGAUCUACUCCCAUUUCACCUGCGCCACCGACACCAGUAACAUCCAGUUUGUCUUUGAUGCGGUGACAGAUGUCAUCAUACAGAACAAUCUCAAGUACAUUGGCCUUUGCUGAGGAGAGGGUCCCAACCCACUUGCCUGUGGUUAAACCUGCGGGGUGUCACACCCCAACUUGUGCUAGAGAGGCCCAACCCAGGGGCAGAAAAUGGGGGGUCUGAAGAAUGUCCCCCCACCCCUCAGCCUCUGCCUCCUUGGCCCCACGUUUCCGCAAACAAAUAUAUAUGGAUAAAUUGCUAGGUAGGUAGACACAUACACACACACGUACGUACACCUGGAGAUGGCAAAGUUCUCCAAAGCGUCGAGGUCUCUUGAAGACUUGAGAAGCUGUCACAAGUUCACUACAAGCCCAUCCUGCCCCUUCACUUUGCCUUCCUGAGUUGGCCCCACUGUGCAUGGGGGUCUGCAUUGGACACUGGGGAGAGGUGGCAGGGCUGGGGCCGGAUUGGGCCAGCUGCGCCCCUAUCGCCUGGAGGAGGGCCAGCUCACCGCCUGAGCUCCGGCCUGGGGACCUUGCCACUGACCAGGAGGGAGGACCAGAGCAGGGUCCGUGCACCUUCCCUGCUGGCCACACCCAUCACUGGCCUACACAUGGCUGCUCUGCACCACAUCCGUUCCAGACCCGGGACCUUAGGAGCCAGGUGAUAGCACUAACCAGACCUCCAGCCACUCAUAGCUCUUUUUAAAUAGCUUCAAAAUAUGCAGCAAAAAUCAACACAAUACAUGAGUGGCACCAUCUAUUUCAAACUAGGCCAGCUGGGAUUCCAGCUUUUCUUCUACUAGUCUGUUUUAUAAAUCAAAACCUGGUUUUUCUUCUCUGACAUCCUUUUUUUUGGCCAAAUCUCGUGGUGUUUCGCAGAAAAACAAAAAUACAGAAAAUUUCAAAGGCAAUUGAGUAUUCUUUUUUAAAUGCAAAUUUUCAAAACUUUUUUUUUUCAGGUGGUCCUUUUUGUGUCUGGCUUGCUGAGUGUAAAAGUUGUUAUCUGGACGAUUCUGUCUCUCUGCUCCAAAGACAUUCUAGGACGAAUGGCAGUCCUGCAGCAGCCUCGCAGGACAGGUGUACAUAAGCCUCUGCAGCGUCCUCUUGUUAUUGGUGCAGUUUUCCGCUUUGUUUUUAUUUAAGAAACUAAAUGUGAUGUAUUUAAAGAAGGUUCUUCACCUAGGAGCAAAUGAACAGUAGCUAAAUGUCUUGGUAUUUAAAGAGUAAAUUAUCUGUGGCUUUGCCAAGUGAAGGAAGGGGAGGCGAGAGAUGGCACCUGCUAGUCCCCGCACACCCCGUGCCUGAGAUGGGCUGGCAGCAGCUGUAACUCCUGUGAAGCCACAGCCAGCGUUGUGGCCUGAGGGAGGCCCUGCUGGGACUGUGCUCUGGGCCUUCCUGCCCCAAGGCCUGUGGACACCUGUGUGAAAGGAACUUCGCCGAGGGCUGCAUGUAAAUGCGAACGCCCGCUGCCAAGAGGGGAGGCCCCGCCAGAGCCCUUGCCAAAUCUCCUUCCUCUCACCCUUUGUUCGGUACCCGUGUCCAAGGUCAGUGUGCAGAAUCACAGCCAAGGACUUUAAGAGAUGUACAGGGGGCAAGAGAGGAGCUGGUGAUCAUAUGAAAGUCAAAGAUUGUCUACUUUAUGAAAAUAAAAUACCCUGAAUGGAGCCAA